Molecule: messenger RNA, 2007 nt
Organism: Cutaneotrichosporon oleaginosum
Lineage: Eukaryota; Fungi; Basidiomycota; Tremellomycetes; Trichosporonales; Trichosporonaceae
Molecular function (GO): protein binding
Source: RefSeq, a predicted model, not a curated record
AAGCAUUGGACGAUCCAGGCCCCUCGUGUUUCCCCCCAAUGGCCCUUUAUCCGCUUCCCGCACUUUACACCGUCACCCAUGCCUCAUAACCCAUCCCACCUUGGCCACCUUCCUCGCCGCUCGCCGCCUCCAAGACAUCUCUUGCAUGUACUGUGUACUCAUCUCUCUCUCUUUCUCUUUCUCUUCCUCUACAACCACCACCACCCACUUGAGCAUCCUCUCCUACUCACCACCUCUCAUCUCCCACCCCCAACAUGGCACGCUCCAAGCCGACCACACGACGCGGCAAGCGCAAAUCCACCACUGGCCACACUGAUCCCCCGGCGUCGACACCUGGGUCUUCCAGAGUCACCGCCGAGCAUUCCAGGCCUGCUGAUAUGUCUCCUCAAAGUGCCGCUGAUUCCCCACUACCUACACGGCCUUCUAAGGCUGCUCGACUUUCCAAAGCGGCCACCAUUUCUCGAACCUCUCCUGCACUUUCAAGUGCCACCGCCGCCCCUCUUCAAUCCGCUAUCUCGGGCGGCCAAGAGACGUCUGCCGUGCUUGAGUAUCUCAAGGCGCGAGGGUUCAAUUCAACACUGGCAGCGCUCACGGCUGAGCUCGCCGAUGUAGAGAAGAGGGAGCGAAGCGCCGCCCCGCUCUCCGUCACAGCUUUGCUUUGGGGCAACCAGGACAUUGUCGCCGAAAUUGUGUCCUUCCUUGGCAUGUCAGAUCUGCGUAGUUGCCUCUCCAUCUCCAAGGCAUUCUAUAGCGCCGCGACUCCUCUCUUGUACAGGCGUCUCCGCGUGCAGCACCUCAACUGCCACUGUCGCCCGCCACCCGACCGCGAUAUGGAACUCGUCGCGCGCUACACCACCGCCGUGGAGCUCUUUCCACAUCAGCACGUGCAGCACUAUCUCAAGCCACUGAAGAUUCCUCGCCUGCAGACACUCGUAAUCAACUACAACCCCGAUCCCCGGGCUGAGAUGACGGGCCUUGGCUCCUCGCUACACAUGUGCAGGUUCUGCCCCGACUCUCAUCCAACCGCACCACGCCUUGUGGUUCGCCCCAUCGCCGGUCUCUUCAAAGGCAGAAAGCCCGCCACGACUAUCAUCGUACCCACUGCUACUUUUCCCGACACCACGUGCACGAUUGCGCCUGAGACAGUCAUUCAUAUCGCCCGCAUGACUUGCCAGACCAAGUACACCCGGUCGUUUUGGAUGACGCCUCGGAGUCCUGUUGCCAACCCGACGCGCUCCAUCACCUUUGUCCUCCUGCCCAUGAUGUGGGACCACGGACCUGUGGGCCACCGCCGCCCCCCGUGGGGCGAGGCUCAGUCUGUCGGCAACCUCGGAAGCUCGCUCAUUGACUCGCUCGUACAGUACGCCCUGCAGUUCGGCGACCACAGGAUCAACAUCGUGGGACUCGAGGAUGCCAACCCCUUUGCAAAGAAAGAGCACUGGGACGUGCGCGCGCAGCGGCGCGAAAUCUUCGAGCAGGCGCUCAAGACGAAGCUUGACUGUCUUCUGAACAACGGCUUCCGGUUCACAAAGUGGUCCAAUUCGGAGCGCGAGUGGCGCCGUGAGAGUCUCAGGCUCACGACAUUUGCCGACUAUCUUCGCUCUGGGGAGUGGGGAGAAGAGAUGGACUGGCAGCUCGUCGGGAGGUGGCUUAACACAUGCGAGCUGCGGGAGAAGGGCUUACUCGGCACACUCAAGCGCAAGUCUCAACCACGCAAGAGUGUCCCCCGCAAGCGGAAGGCCGCCAGUCGCGAUAACGGCGCGACGAUCGAUACCAGCGAUGUCGACGAUGAGGACUACACUGAUUCGUAGGAAAAUGAGAUGUCCCCUUGACCUAUACCAGCACCAAAGUUCCCCUCCCCUUCGGCGCGACUCCUCCUUAUUCUGUUUUCUACUUCACCUCUAACUGUGUGCGCGUGAAGAUAUAACCACGCGCUUUUCUUUAUCCUUCAGCUGCAAGCUUGUUGUAGAUAUCAUGUUGUUACAUGACGACCGCGACUUGUGACCC